AUGGCGCCGCAAACACUCGACCAGAUUGUCAAAGGCGCACCGGCGCCGAGCACAAGCCUGAACAAGGUGGCCGAGAGCGUCGAGAGCGACCCGCCGCCGUACUCUGCGUCCAUCCUCCAAGACACACCCCACAAUGCCAACAACGACCGCCUGCCCACCAUCAAGACCCCGCGACCGCCCGUCCUUAGCGAUCCGACAUCCCUCCUCCCCUCGUCGCCGCCGCAAAUCUACCUGAAUCUCCUCAUACUCGAAGCCAGUCUUCGCAGCCAAUACCUCACCCUACGCGCCCGCCGGCGGCAGAACACUUUCGUCCUCACACUGUUGGCGGUAUGGAUAGGCUUUUGUUUCUACCUGUUGUGGUUGCGUCCACGAGAGGAUGGCAAGGGUAUUGGAGGUUCACAAUACUGGCUCGUUGAUAUGCUGCAGAAGGUUGGCUUCAUAACAGGCGUCGUCACCGCUCUGCUCUUCUGGGCGACUGGACAAUGGGAGAGAGGGGUUAGAUGGCCGCGCCGGUGGAUCGGCGUUGCAAAUCGAGGGCUCAGAGGCAUGAACGCCAAGAUUGUCGUCAUACGGGGGCCGUGGUGGAGAGAGCUGGUAGAAUGGGGUCACUUUGUCGUGCCUUUCUCUGGUGGGCUGUGGGGUGGGGAGCAGGGAGGCAGUUCCUACCACUUCAUCAACGUCGCGCAGGAAAACAAGCAUGCAUUAGACGGCGGCCGACCCCGCCAUCGCAUCGUGGAAGAUGGCAAGGAAUACGCCGAGGAAGACAUUGCACCGGGAGGCGACUACAUCAAGCUACUCCUCCUCCCGAAGCCCUUCACACCCGACUUCCGUCAAGAGUGGGAAGUCUACAGAAACGAAUACUGGGCCACGGAGAACGAGCGACGAGCUGAGCUGCGGAAACGCGUCCGCGCCAGACAACGUGAGAUUGCAAGAGAAGAAGGAGGAUGGCUAUGGUGGACCGGCUGGCGAGGCUGGAAGCGCGCACGCGGUCUCAGUGGACGAAGCGCCGACGUAGAAAAGAGUGGCCAUCACCAUGGUCACAGCCAUAGCCUCUCGCAUACAGGCUCACGGAAGCGACGACAAAGUUUACUGCAAAACCCAAGAGGAAGGGACGGGUCGCAUUCCCGUAGCUCUUCGCGAAGCACAACGCCCACCCCCGACCUCGACAUGGACGGUCGUCUCCGGCCUGCCGAAAGCCGCGAGCGUCGAUGGAGUAACACGUCCACCAGUACAACCACGAGUCGCAAGUCAUCUCUCCGCUCUAACUCAACCAUCACACAGGGUAACGCGCAAUCGGCAAGACAACCGCCACAAAGAAGCAGCGUGGGGUCCCGACCUAGUACGCCUAGUGAGGGGAAUCUACCCUGGCAGAGUAAGAGAGCUAGCAUGCUGAGUAAUGCGUCGAGUAUGAGUGAGAUGGAGGAAGAUGGCGGGUAUGAGGCUGCGACUGAGGGGAGGGGUGAUAUGAGACCGCCGGUAAGGCCGGUCGGGAAGAGGAGGAGCAGUCGCGAGGGUGGUAGCAAUAGUAGUGGAAGGGCCGAGAGCGCUUGA
Alternaria postmessia is the source of this 1551-nucleotide messenger RNA. RefSeq lists its product as uncharacterized. NCBI's taxonomy places the organism in Eukaryota, Fungi, Ascomycota, Dothideomycetes, Pleosporales, Pleosporaceae. The coding region runs from base 1 to 1551 and encodes 516 amino acids. Gene Ontology annotation, biological process: nuclear envelope organization. The record is from RefSeq and is a predicted model, not a curated record. Gene Ontology annotation, cellular component: Nem1-Spo7 phosphatase complex. The transcript has a single exon. Gene Ontology annotation, molecular function: protein phosphatase regulator activity; phosphoprotein phosphatase activity.